Molecule: messenger RNA, 1201 nt
Organism: Ruditapes philippinarum (Manila clam)
Lineage: Eukaryota; Metazoa; Mollusca; Bivalvia; Venerida; Veneridae
Exons: 5
Coding region: 131-1069 (312 amino acids)
Biological process (GO): regulation of apoptotic process
Molecular function (GO): protein binding
Source: RefSeq, a predicted model, not a curated record
UUAUAGUUACUCUAUAUAUAGUACUUCAAGGGUUAUGUUAUAAAAUUAGUAUAUAACAUUUUGGAGUAUGUGACGUGAGGAAACAUAUCAUAGCUUCUACAAGUGGUUUCCUAUUACAUAACGGUUCGCAAUGGCAUCAAGAUCUGAUGCAUUGUCGACUAGGUUUAGGCCACCUACAGAAGACUAUGUACUCGAUAAUCUUCUCGUCGACCUCUCAAAGGCAAUAACAAGAGAGGAACUGGUUGAUCUCAAACAACGAUUUAAACAUGUGCAACAACUUCAAGGUGUAGACUCUCCAAGAAAGUUGUUUGACUGUCUAAAAAAGGGGAGGUUUAUUGGUCAAUACAACAUCUUAUAUAUCCAGCAAAUCGUUCGUGUUCUGGAAAGAGAAGAUCUUGUCGGAAUAUUGAAUAAAUAUGUGGAAGUGUUGGGGGAGGAUAAAGUUCUUCAUUUUAUUGAAAAAUCGAAAGAAACUGUAAACGGCUAUAGUCAGAUCGAGUUUCAUAUCAAAGGUCACGGGAUUUCAGAUCCAACAGAAAUUGAAACAUUUCGGAUAGAAGUAUCUAGGUUACUGCUUUGUCCUCUCCAUGAAGUCAUUAUUAAUUACAUACAAGCAACGUAUAGCACCGUCUUAACAAUCAUGAUUCCAACAAUGUAUGCAACGUUCCUCAUAAAACAAUUGGAAAAACACAGUCAUCGCAUCAUUAGCUCAUUUGUGGCAAUAAACGUGGACACAAUCACCGUCAAUACCAAUAAGUUUGAGCUUCUGAUCGAAGGAAAAAUCUAUAAAGCCAAGAAAGAAAGUCGUGCACAUGGACCAAUUCAACUUGCUGAACAGGACUGUGCACCUAGGCGAAAUGGUAACAAGCAGCAAACAACAAAUGCGCAGGCACUACUUAAAAAUGAAAGAAAGAGGUCUAUUAUUGAAACAAGAAGUCAUGCAAAACAUGCAAAACAAGCAAAACAAUUGUCUCCACCCAGAAAUGUUUUAGUAACUAUUAUACUGUUUACUACCGACAGAACAAAACUAAGCAACAACAAGUACUUUAUAAAAGAUACUUCGUUAUGAUCCUUGUUUCAUAUUUUAAGUCAUUUUAAGACGGAAUAGAUUGGUUGUUCUUAAUCAAGUCUCUAGAGAAACUCCCUCUUAAUCACAUCAUUCAGGUGUUCUCUGUAAAUUUAACAGGAAAACAAACUGAUU